This is a messenger RNA of Syzygium oleosum, 1257 nucleotides long. Its product is annotated as pollen-specific protein-like At4g18596. Lineage: Eukaryota; Viridiplantae; Streptophyta; Magnoliopsida; Myrtales; Myrtaceae. The transcript has 2 exons. The coding region runs from base 300 to 809 and encodes 169 amino acids. The record is from RefSeq and is a predicted model, not a curated record.
CUCAUGAGCCACUCAUGAGUCUCUGAAAACAAGCCUCUCUAUCUCUCUCUCUCUCUCUCUCUCACGCACACAGAGUCCUCACAUCAGCCAAAGGACAUUCACGUGUCUGUGUACUCUGAUUGCAAGAAAAGAUAAAGAAAGGCCUCUUUAACUUCUUGUGCAUCAGAUCAGUAGACCGAGUGGUGUUUCUUCAGUCUCCAUUUAUCCGCACCACAUUUUCCUGUGAAACUAUCAUUCUUUAAUCCUCUCUCUCUCUCUCUCUCCGAACACCCAUCCACCAAGAAAAACAAGAACCAACCAUGAGUUUGAAUGCGCCCAUUUUCUUCAUCGUGUCUCUCCUCUUCAUCCACUCGCUCCCUUCACAAGUUGAACCAGCCAAGCCCAACGCCCACAUCACAGUUAUGGGCAUGGUCUACUGUGACAUCUGCUCCAACAACACCUUCUCUAGGCACAGCUACUUUCUACCAGGUGCAGAAGUGAAAAUAGACUGCAAAUUCGAGGCCGUGUCGCCGAAGACGACGGAGCAGAUAUCAUUCUCAGUCAAGAGAACCACAAAUAGGUAUGGGGUGUACAAGCUGGAGAUACCGACGGUGGACGGGAUCGAGUGCGCUAGAGAGUCGGCCAUUGUGUCUUCCUGCGAGGCAAGCUUGAUGUGGAGCUCAUCCAGUUCAUGCAAUGUGCCUGGUUACAGAACCACCACUGACCAAAUUGCCAUCAAGUCCAAGCAAGCCAAUCUCUGCAUCUACAGCCUAAAUGCACUCAAUUACAGGCCAUCCAAAAGAGAUAUAGGCCUGUGUGGUGGGCGUUAAGAAUACUCUGGGGCCUCAUUAUGUGGCCUUUUCUUGCAUCCUUUUACCACCCACUUGCCACUCUCCCACAAAUACUUUUGUCUUUUCCUUGGUAUUAUUGCAAGGCAAAUCUUUAGCAAACAGCACCCACUUUACCGGAGGGACUUGUUGCAUGCUAAACGUGGGCCCCCAUAUAAUCAGUAGGUUUUCGGAGAACAUGUUGUGAGAGUGACGUGAAGAUGCACACUCCCAACAGUACCUGGUGAUUGAUUCCCCCUAGUCACUCAUUGUCUCUCUAUAUGGUUUCUAUUCAAGCUACAUCGAGGUUUCUGUCUGUCCACAUUAGGGAAAGAGAAUCCACUGAAAAUUUCAGGAGACGCAUUACAGCAACUCAUGUUUUAUUCUGUUGUCUGCAAUAUAUGUUAUGGUGGUCCGAGACAUACUAAUACAUGUCUGCAUUCUUCAUGUA